AUGACUCGUCUUAAAGUUCUUAUAGAUUCUGGAGGAUCAGAUACUGUGAUCUCACCGAAAGCUUCCAAAUUUUUCAAUCCAUCCCACAUAUACGAAAAACCUUUCACAUUAACUUCUUUGAAUCCAGAAGGAUUAGAUGAUAUAUUGUUUUAUUUUAAUAGUUGUGACACCUAUAUACAAUUUACCAUCGAAAAAGAGGACGGAGCUUACUCAGUCCCUUUCCUAGAUACAAGAGUCAUCAGAGAACCAAUUAGUAAUAAGUUGAAAAUAGAUUGGAAGAAGGUAUUCGGCAAGCAACAAGUUCUUAUACCAGCAACAGAUAUUAGUGAGAAAGAAAGUACUCAUACAGCAGCUGUUUCCCCAAAGACUUACAGCGAUUUACAAACGGUUCGGGAAGUGGAAUUUAAUCUAAAAUUACCAGACAUAAUUUAUGAGGAAGGAAGUAAUUCGGAUGGAUAUUCAAACAAGGAAAAUGAAAUAGGUGACGUAAGAGUAAUGGAUGAUAAUCAAAAUCAAGAAGAAGACCGACAGUCGGGUCGGAAAGAAUAUCGUCAAGAUUUAAAUUUUGUCAACAGAGAUAUUAAUGAAGAUAACAAUAUAGUAGAGAUGGAGCAAUCCGAUAAAGGAGAAAAUGAUGGGGAAAAGAAUGGCGUAAAAUCUAAAGAAAAAAAAUAUCAGGGCCGUCCAAAAAAAGGGAGAAAGAGAAAGUUCCCUAGUCAGAAUAGAGAAAUCCGCAAAAAACACUGCAUUCAAAAUAAAUCAUACUUUACACAAAAAGGAGAAAUGAAACUAAAAAAAGAGUUUCGUCAGUAUUUGUGCAAAUGCGACUGUCUAUCGAAAGUUGGCAUUGAAAAUGCUAAACAAGAAUACGACAAAUUUUAUGAAGUAAGUUCGCAUGAUGCUCAACGUGCCUUAAUUUGCGCCAUGGUUCAAGAAGGUCCAAUAAAAAGAAAAAGAAAACAAAAUUCUACUAAAAAAAUGCACUCCAGGGUGUACAAUAUUAAUGGCCACGUAGUUUGCAAAACAUUUCUGUUGCAAACCCUAAGAAUUUCGAGUGCAAAAGUGGAUAAUGCCUUAAAAUCAAAAAAAAAAGGAUAG
This is a messenger RNA of Diabrotica virgifera virgifera (western corn rootworm), 1098 nucleotides long. RefSeq lists its product as uncharacterized. The record is from RefSeq and is a predicted model, not a curated record. Bases 1 to 1098 code for a protein of 365 amino acids. The transcript has 5 exons. Lineage: Eukaryota; Metazoa; Arthropoda; Insecta; Coleoptera; Chrysomelidae.